Acanthamoeba castellanii str. Neff is the source of this 2955-nucleotide messenger RNA. Its product is annotated as leucine rich repeat domain containing protein. Gene Ontology annotation, biological process: hormone-mediated signaling pathway. NCBI's taxonomy places the organism in Eukaryota, Discosea, Longamoebia, Acanthamoebidae. Gene Ontology annotation, cellular component: plasma membrane. The transcript is spliced from 14 exons. The record is from RefSeq and is a predicted model, not a curated record. Gene Ontology annotation, molecular function: protein binding. Bases 1 to 2955 code for a protein of 984 amino acids.
AUGAAGUCGAGGUGGUGGUUCUGCGGCGGGUCGACUGCUCGCCUGAAGGAGGGCUGCGACAAGGUCCUCGCGCCCUGCGCUCCACUCAACGAUACGGAGAACCGGGAGCUGCUGAUGGAUUUCUACAACGCGACGGGAGGACCCACCACUUGGCUCAAACGGUGCCACCGAACAGAUGACGCCACGUGCUGGGGCUCGGACAGCUACUUCUGUAACUGGUUCGGGAUCGGUUGCCGCAUUUCCAACGGCAACAUCGCCUUUAUCAGUAUCAACCUGCCGGCCAACAACCUCACCGGUGCGCUGCCGGCGUCACUCGCGCGCUUCUGCGGCCUUACCGCGCUGGUCGUGCCGGACAACGCGAUCGGCGGGCCACUGCCGCCGUUCGGGUCCGUCACCGACAUGCCCAACCUCACCACCCUCGAUCUGUCUUCCAAUUGGCUCAUUGGCGCUUUGCCCGAAGACUACGGCUACCUGUCGGCGCUGUCCUACCUGAGCCUGGCGAGCAACAGCCUGUACGGACCGAUCCCCGAAUCGCUCAAGUGCGCGAGUGCGCUCGUCACGCUCGUGCUCAGCGACAAUUCCUUCUCCGGGGGAAUGCCGGAGCUGUUCGACCCUUCACACAUCAGAUACGUGGAUGUUUCGCUGAACGAGCUGUCGGGUCCACUACCCCAGCGCUGGAAUGUAUCCAAUGCCGCGCGCACUCUUUGGCUUUCCUUUGCCGAGAACAAAUUCACCGGCAUGAUACCCGAGUCUCUGUGCAAGAUCCCGAUACUGAGCCGGCUCGUGCUGUCCUACAACCGCUUGGAGGGUCCAAUCCCCCAGGCGCUGACCCAGGGCGAAGGCCUCCAAAUCGUUCUGCUCGACAACAACCACCUGUCGGGCACCAUCCCGCCCUUCUCCGGGUACUCGAGCAUUGUGAUGAUGGACUUCAGCAACAACGUGCUCAUGGAGGGCACCAUCGGCGCGGAUUUGGUCCGUUACAACAAUGCACUCGUGUACCUCUCCAUCAAAGGGAACGUAAAGAUGCACCUUGAGUCGAACUCCAACUUGUCGUCCAUCAUCUGGUGGGGCGCCGAUUACUCCAACAUGGACGUCGACGACGGACGCAUCUUCUACUGCCCCACUGUCGAAACCGUUCCGCCCUACUAUUUUCAGUUGUCGGCGUCUCCCGAGUUCCUGGGGUACUCUGUGUGCACGUGCGCGCGCGGCUACUACGGCCUGCCGCCGGACGAGUGCCAGAUGUGCCCACCGCACGGCAACUGCAGCCAAGGUGGAACUACCGUGACCUGGAAGCGCGGCUUCUACCCCGUCUUCAACGGAUCUUUGUUGGUGCUGGCGCUGCCGUGCGGGGACUACGGCACGGAUGGGAGCACGAGCGGGUGCAACCCCUACAACAACUGUUCGCUGACCUAUGGCAGCGACGUGUCCUCGGACGUGUGCUACUUUUCGAGUCGCGGCCGCUGCCUCCGGUGCGACCUCACGCUCACCGUCGUCGUGGCCACCAUCCUGGGCGUGGCCGUCAUCGCCCUGGCCCUCUUCCUGGCCUACCUCUUCGUCUUCCGCAACCGCUUCUACGUCAAGAUACGCCGCGUGGGCGCCAUCAUUCUCGACUCGGGCACGCUCAAGAUUCUGCUGGUCUUCGUCCAGACCACGGCCUCGCUCAACGGCCUGUGGCCCGAGUGGGCCAUGGCCAACGGCAUGCGCUGGCUCAACAUCAGCAACCUCAGCACAUCCGGCACCGGCGUCGAGUGCGUGUUCCACUUCAUGAACGACCCGGUGCUGAACCUGCUGGCCUACCUGCUGGUGCUGCCGGCGCUCACGGGGCUCAUCGCCGCGCUGGUCCUGCUGCGCGCAGGCAUUGCCUGGCUGCGGCGCAGAAGCGGGGACACGUCAUCAGCCACCUCAAGCGCAGUGCCAUCACCAGCGAUUAAUCGUGCUGCUGACGUGGCAUCCGAGCUGGUCGGCCACGAGCUCACGCCCGAGGCCUCCGACGUGCGCAAGCCCAGCGACGCCCCCGCCGCGCCGCCCCACGACGAGUCCCUGCCGCUCCUCCUUUCAUCGUCGGCCUCCAAAGCCGAGCGCCAGCCGCUGCUGCAGGCCCAGCCCGGGUCGCGCCAGCUCGAGGCCGCGGCCGCCGCUGACGACGAGUGGCAGCCGCGGCCGUGGCACUGGGGCAUCUACGCGUGGAUGUACCUGCUCUACUUCCUCUACUUCGAGCUGGCCAACCGCACCCUGGCCGUCUUCAACUGCGUGGCCGAGCCCGUGACCGGCGACAAGUACCUCAGCAUGCUCCCCUGGCUCCGCUGCUCCUCGGACACGCAGUGGAGCACGCUGGCAAAGAUGGGCAUCGCGUCGUCGGCGGUCUACGUGGCCGGCAUUCCGCUGCUCUUUGCCGCGCUGCUGCUGGCCUUCCGCCGCCACUCGCACGAGCGCCGGGUCAAGUACUGGCUGGGCAACCUCUACUACUGCUACCGCCCCUCGAUGUACUGGUUCGAGCUGGCCAUGCUCACCCGUCGGCUGCUGCUGGCCAUCCUGAUCUCGGUCACGCCCCAGUCGACGCCGUUCCGCGCGGCCGCGAUCAUUCUCGUGCUGUGGGUCGCGCUGGUCGUGCAGCACCUGGUGCGGCCGUUCGCGGUCGAGCGCGACAACCGGCUCGAGGAGCUGGCCAUCGGGACCGUGCUGUUCACGUUCGUCACGCAGACGCUAUGGCGGGCCUACAGCCAGCUCCACUCCGUGGCCCAGGAGAAGCUCGCCGUGUCCUGGUCGGCCGCCAGCGACGUUCUCGUCAUUGCCGACGGGUACGCGUUGCUGCUGGUGUCGCUGGUGCUGGUGCUCAACGUGGUGAUGCUGGUGGUGGUGUUCGGGUGCAUGGUGUGGCCGCUGGUCGUCCUCUUCUACCACAAGAUCGCCCGCUGGUGGCACCGCCGGCGACAGCAGCGAGUCGCCAUCCAGUAG